AUGUUGGAUCUCGAGUGCAACGGAGAAAGGAAGAAAGAGAUGAUUGCUGUUUGGAAUCCAGUUAAGCUUCCCCCCUUCUCAAGCUCGAUAUCAAUUCUUACAAUGGCUGAAGAGGAGCAUGAUUUCACAUUUCACUCGACCGAUGCUGGGGCGUCAGAGACAUACCCUUGCGAAGCUGGUCAGAUCCGUAAGGGUGGCUUUAUCAUGAUCAAGGGCCACCCAUGCAAGGUCGUGAACGUGUCCACGUCCAAGACGGGUAAGCAUGGCCACGCAAAAUGCAACUUUACGGCUCUUGACAUAUUUACCAACAAGAAGUACGAGGAUAUUGUUCCUUCCACGCACACUACGUCGGUACCAUUCGUGUCGCGUGCUGAGUACACGUUGCUUGACAUUACGGACGAUGAUUUUUGCUCGCUUAUGGACGACUCUGGUGAUACUCGUGAGGACAUCAAGCUGCCUACCUUUCCUGACACUUUUGCUGACGAAAUUCGCGCGGACUUUGACGACGGCAAGCAGCUUGUGGUGACCGUUUUGAAGGCUUGCGGAACCGAGCAGAUUAUUGCCAAGAAGGAAGACCUUUCUGGAUAA
This is a messenger RNA of Plasmopara halstedii, 588 nucleotides long. Its product is annotated as translation elongation factor if5a. Bases 1 to 588 code for a protein of 195 amino acids. The record is from RefSeq and is a predicted model, not a curated record. The transcript is spliced from 3 exons. Gene Ontology annotation, molecular function: ribosome binding; translation elongation factor activity; RNA binding. Lineage: Eukaryota; Oomycota; Peronosporomycetes; Peronosporales; Peronosporaceae. Gene Ontology annotation, biological process: positive regulation of translational termination; positive regulation of translational elongation.